This is a messenger RNA of Myripristis murdjan (pinecone soldierfish), 1383 nucleotides long. Its product is annotated as reticulon-4 receptor-like 2. Lineage: Eukaryota; Metazoa; Chordata; Actinopteri; Holocentriformes; Holocentridae. Gene Ontology annotation, molecular function: protein binding. Bases 1 to 1383 code for a protein of 460 amino acids. The transcript is spliced from 4 exons. The record is from RefSeq and is a predicted model, not a curated record. Gene Ontology annotation, cellular component: plasma membrane.
AUGGAGACUCGUUGGACCGCACGGAACUCCAGCAGCCACAGCUUCAAGAGUGGACUGACCCUGUGGUUGGUGUUGUGGUUAUUGGUAGUGAAGCCGGGUGGAGCAACAGCAUGCCCCAGGUUGUGUGUGUGUUACCCCAUGCCAAUGACGGUUAGCUGCCAGUCCCAGAACUUCACCAUAGUGCCAGCCGGCGUGCCCUAUGACUCCCAGCGUGUUUUCCUGCAGAAUAAUCGCAUCACAGAGCUGCGGGCAGACUCCUUUGGCUUUGAGACACAGGUGCUGUGGCUGUACAGCAACAACAUCACAUGGAUCGAGGCCGGGGCUUUCAGUAACCUCAGGGUGCUAGAGGAACUCGACCUGGGCGACAACCCCUCACUGCGGCGCUUGGAAGGUGGAGCUUUCAGGGGCUUGGAGAAGCUGCAGAGCUUGCACAUGCACCGCUGCAAGCUGGCCACUCUCCCCCAUGACCUCUUCCACAAGCUGUACAGCCUGCAGUUUCUCUACCUGCAGGAGAACCAGCUCCACUUUCUGCAGGACGACCUGUUCUCAGACCUGGUCAACCUCACCCAUCUUUUCCUGCAUGGAAACCGCAUCCGCAUGCUGUCUGAGAAUGUGUUCCGAGGCCUGGUCAACCUGGACCGCCUCCUUCUCCAUGACAACCGUAUCAGGCAGGUCAACCGUCGGGCCUUUCGCGACCUGGGCCGCCUGACCAUCCUCUACCUGUUCAACAACUCCUUGGCUGAGCUGCCGGGACAGACCAUGAAGGACGUCCAAGGCAUCCAGUUCCUCCGCCUCAAUGGCAAUCCCUGGUCCUGCGGCUGUGAGGCGCGUCCCCUCUGGGAGUGGUUCCGCAAGGCCCGCAUCUCCUCCUCUGAGCUGAUGUGCACCUCACCAUCUCCCCGUCGUGGCCAGGACCUCCGAUUCCUCCGGGAGAUGGACUUUGCCCUCUGCCCUCUCCCAGACCCUGGCUCUCUGGCGGGAACGACCACGACCACCUUUAGCACCAAGACUCGCUGGUGGUUCUCCAAGCACAAGCCAGCAACUUCGUCCAAGGCCAUGUACCAGAAGAGCUCAGAGACGGUCAAGGCCUUCCCUUUCUCCUCCGGCAAGAACCAACACCUCCCCAGCAACCCCUCCACCUCCUUCUCCGCCAAGUAUGAACUAUCAGAGGAUGAGGUGGCGCUUCCUAAGCUGGAGCCAGAAGAGUACUGGGCCAACUACGGCAACGAAGACGCCUCCAUCCGCUGCUUCGAGUUGGAGUGCCCCCCAGGCUAUGACAACCCAGCCUUCCCCGCAUCCUCCUCCUCCCUCGCCACCCCGUCCCUCCUCUCCCUCCUCGCCCUCUCCACAGUAACCCUCUGCCUCCAUCUCCUCUUUGGCUGA